AUGUCAUCCGCAGCUACUACUGAUGCAGAUAAUGCUGUAGUGAAUCAAGCGCUCUCUCGAGAACUUCGAGAUGAAUUGGAAUUACUUUUUGAAAAAGCUCGGAGCGUGGGAUUAUUUGAAUGGCAUGACGAGGAUCAAACCCUGGAAGAAAAGUUUCUCAUGUUGGUCUCACGGUUCCCGGAAGAAGCCUUGCAAGGAGCCGUCUUGUUGACGGCCCAAGAAAAGCCUGAUUCUUCGUUUAGUGGCCGAUUGCCAAUUCACUUGGCUUGCGACAACAGCGCACCAAUUGGCGUCAUUCGAUGGCUUCUAGAUAGCGACAAAGACAAGACAUCCAUCCUAAAGCCAGACAAAUGGGGAGAUCUACCCAUUCACACGGCAUGUUCACGGAGAGAGUUUUUGGAGGUCAUCAAGCUAUUAUUGGAGUGCGAUGCGAAGAAAACCUCUAUAUAUAUCAAAGACGAGGCGGGUAGUCUGCCAAUUCACAUGGCUUGUCGGUACAAUGCAGGAGAAGACGUCAUCCGUCUCUUGUUGGAAAGUGAUACCAAGAAAACCUCGCUGUAUGAAGCUGGAGUCUACGGCCAGUUGCCAAUUCAUGUGGCCUGUCGCGGUGGGGCGUCCGCUCAGGUGAUCCAAUCAUUGCUGGCAUACGACGAACCAAAGACCACAGUUCUCGAGGAGGACAAUGUAGGACGACUGCCCAUUCACAUUUACCUCUUGACCAAUCGAGCUCAGCGCCGAGACAUGGAUACAGUUCGAUACUUGCUAGAGGGCAUGUUUUGUCGACGAAUUGAACGGAUAGGAUUGGAGAAUUGGAAGCAAACCAUGUAUCAACUCUUGAGUAGUCUAACCAAAUCCUACGAACGUGAUUUUGUGACACGGGAGCGAUUGGACUCAAUUUGUGUGGAAAUUCGAGCCCUAUUGCAUCGUGUGCUCCUGUUGGAAUUGGUGGUGUGGAAGACUAGCUGUGUCCGAGGCAUGAAGGAGAAUCAUGGUCACUACAAUGAUGAUGAUGAUGAUAAUGAUACUCCUAGUCCCGCGACUUCUCUGCAACAAACGAUUGAAGAAUGGGCGGUGAAAACAAAUCAAACAUGUGAUCCCUCUGAGUUCAAGCAGGAAAUGUUACAUCUAAGUGGAGCAGAUCAGAUUAUACCUCAUGUUCUUCCGUUUGUGGAAGAUGAAGCUAUCGUCAAACUUAUGACCGAACUGAAUUAA
Cylindrotheca closterium is the source of this 1212-nucleotide messenger RNA. NCBI's taxonomy places the organism in Eukaryota, Bacillariophyta, Bacillariophyceae, Bacillariales, Bacillariaceae. The record is from the annotation of a GenBank genome assembly.